Coffea eugenioides is the source of this 1508-nucleotide messenger RNA. RefSeq names its product craniofacial development protein 1. The record is from RefSeq and is a predicted model, not a curated record. The transcript is spliced from 5 exons. Lineage: Eukaryota; Viridiplantae; Streptophyta; Magnoliopsida; Gentianales; Rubiaceae. Bases 303 to 1070 code for a protein of 255 amino acids.
AAUAGAAGACACAGAAGAAGAAGAAGAAGAAGCUGCUAAGUCCUCCGGCUGCGUCCUACCAUAUCUCCCCGGUGGCUGACAGAUUCUUUUCACAACACAAUUCUUCACGCUACCCAUAAAUAACAAACCCCUUCACAAAACUCAAAAGGAGGGAAUAAAAAAUAAAAGCGAAAUAAUACAAAAAUAAGGAAAGGAGCUGAAAGAAGAAAUCCCCAAAGCAGCCAAAUUCCGCAAGCCAAGAUCCCCACCACCCUUAUCACUGCCCACCAGUCACCGAACCCUCUCCAAACUCCGAAGAAAUAAUGGAUGGUAUGAAAGUGGAGUCGAACCAAGAUGUUGCACCUGUUCCUCCUCCAUCACACACACUGCCUGAAGAUGUUGCAGAAAGGAAAGCUAGGGUAGAUGCUGUCUGGCAGCAGAUGAAUAAAGGACUGUCUGGGAAGGCUCUCAAAUCCACCUUAAAAAACCAGAGUUCAAGUAUUAACAAAAUUUCUCCAAAGCCUUCUUCACAGAAUUGGAUGAAAGUCCUUGGAUUGGCUCCAAAGAAGACAUCAUCAGCUGCGGAAGGUGCACCAGGGAAGCGUCCCAUUGUAGCUCAAAAUGGUAGUAGUGACGAUGCAAAAAAGCUUGCUGCUGCCGCUCUCUCAGCAGUUAAAGAUGCUGCAGCUGCAGCAGCCUUGGGCCGAGGGAAAAUGGAGGUUACUGAAUUUCGAGACUUUGCUGGUGAAGAGAUUGAAUUCAAGAAACUCGUUGAUACCAGCUCAAAAGAAGCAUUUGAUAAAGGCAAAGCCUCAACUGGCCCUGCUUCUGCUGUUGAUGCUGUUCUUGAACAAAUAAAAAAGAAGCAAAAGCUCAGUGUGCUUGACAAGACAAAGAAAGAUUGGGGAGAGUUCAAGGAAGAAAAUAAAGGAUUGGAAGAAGAGCUUGAAACGUACAAAAAGAGUUCGAAUCAGUAUUUGGAUAAGGUAUCUUUCUUGCAACGUACUGAUUACCGGGAAUUUGAGCGGGAGAGAGAUGCUCGACUUGCCACGCAGGCCAAGAGGAAGGCAGAUAUGCGAGAGGACUUUUGAUAGCCUGAAAUUCCUUCGGAGUGGGUGGACCCAAAGGUCAGAUUGAAAUCAGAGUUGAGGAUGCAGGAAAAGGCUAUUUAUUUCCUGCUUAUAAGAGCCGACACCGAGACGGCCUUCGAUGAUUAUUACACUAUCAGAGUUCUGUGUUUUUCUGGGAAGUGAUGGACCCUGUGUACCAUGCCAUUGUAUACAAGGCAAAUAGGUUUCUUGUCUUUGAUCCACUGAACCUUAAUUUACUGAUAAGUGUGUUAUGGAUCAAAGAACCUAGGCCUGGUUUAGUUUUCCAAAUUUGGCCUUGCUCCUUAUGAUGUAUCAUGUCCUGCCAGUUUAGGCCUGUUGUAGUGUAAGCGAAACAAUAAUAUUUGUUUCCCAUAAAGACAGAAGCCAAGUUUUAAUAAUGAUGGGUUCAGGAUACCUUGCAACAUCUUCUUUUUUUUU